AUGAGAAGAAAAUGCCCAGCUACAUCCCCCCUUCUGCUGCUCCAGCUUCUCCUGAGGUGUUCAGAAUGGGGUGGGGGAGUUAAUUUUGGUGAGAAGGAUGCAAAAGUUUCCAGGGCCUGGAGAGAUGGAGUCAGGGUCCCCGGAGAAGGAACCUCUUGGGACUCAGACAGCGCCAGUCCUGAGCUAAGGUACAGAAUAGUAGGAUUAAGUCAAAGCAUUUCCACUAAGCACCCAGAGACCAGCCCUAAAGACUCAAGAAUAAGAGAAAAUGAUGUAACUGCAGAUGGAAGGACCACUGAGGACCACAUCACUGCAGACCCAGGGACCACCAAGGACUCCGUCACUGCAGACCCAGGGACCACCGAGGACUCCGUCACUGCAGGCCCAGGGACCACCGAGGACUCCGUCACUGCAGGCUCUUGGACCACAGAAGAUGAAAUCACUAAACAUGGUGACAUUCACCUUCUGCGAACUACUUCAGUCACAGCAGUGAAACCUACCAGGCUCCUGACACCCAUGGGAAUUAUCCUCAUAUCCCUGACUGCAACCACGGUUACUGUUGCACUCUUUGUUGGAUUGGGCUUCAUUGUGCAGUUCUGGCAGCGGCACGGGGGCUUUACCCAGUCAGUCUCCUUCAACUUGCCAUGUAGCUUUCUCCAGAAUGAGGCCACCCCCUCAGGGUGCUACCAGGAAGGAGAGUAUGGUUUUGGCAUUUGA
Molecule: messenger RNA, 717 nt
Organism: Piliocolobus tephrosceles (Ugandan red Colobus)
Lineage: Eukaryota; Metazoa; Chordata; Mammalia; Primates; Cercopithecidae
Product: protein PBMUCL2-like
Exons: 3
Coding region: 1-717 (238 amino acids)
Source: RefSeq, a predicted model, not a curated record